Capronia coronata CBS 617.96 is the source of this 1101-nucleotide messenger RNA. RefSeq lists its product as uncharacterized. The transcript is spliced from 4 exons. The record is from RefSeq and is a predicted model, not a curated record. Gene Ontology annotation, molecular function: zinc ion binding; oxidoreductase activity. Lineage: Eukaryota; Fungi; Ascomycota; Eurotiomycetes; Chaetothyriales; Herpotrichiellaceae. The coding region runs from base 1 to 1101 and encodes 366 amino acids.
AUGCCUCCAGCCACGAUGCGUGCGGUCGUUCUCAAGGGUGACUACGAGGUCGCGGUUGAGGAUAGACCUACACCCAAGAUCCAGGCGCCGACCGACGCCAUCCUCAAAGUGUCUUCGACCGCUCUUUGCGGUUCCGAUCUGCAUUUCUAUCGAGGUCAUCUAAAAUGUCCACCGAACUUUAUCUGUGGGCAUGAAUUUGUGGGCACCAUUGUCGAAAAGGGUGAGGCGGUCGACAACUUCAAGGUUGGCGACAAGGUCGUCGUGCCCUUUUACACGGCCUGCCAGGAAUGCUACUACUGUGUCCGCGGGCAAGCCAGUCGCUGCACCAAAGGGGUACUCUUUGGCAAUUCGGUGCCCGCCAAUACAGUGGAUGGCGGGCAGGCCGAGUACGUCCGGGUCCCGUUGGCGGCGACGACCUGUGUCAAAGCACCCACAGGGAUCCCCGAAGAAAUGCUCGUUUUAAUGGCCGACAUCUUUCCCACGGGCUAUUUCGCCGCAGCACGCUUCUUGAAGGAUCUCCCGCAGCGAGACCGCGAUGAAUUCACCACGGUCGUUAUCGGCUGCGGGCCCGUCGGCAUCUGCGCCAUUACCUGCGCGCUGACGAUGGUGAAGAAGGUGUACGCCAUCGACUCCGUGCCCGAGCGUCUGGCCGAGGCGGAGAAAAUCGGCGCCAUCCCCAUCAAUCUCAACGACAACCCGACGGAGAAGAUCAAAGCGGCCAGCGACGGACGCGGCGCCGACGUCGUGUUGGAGGUGGUCGGACAUACGGACGCCUUUAUGCUCGCGUUCGACAUGAUUCGGCCUUGGGGCCAAAUCAGCUCGAUCGGCGUGCAUACGGAGAUGAUCCCGUUGAACGGCCUGCUCUGCUAUGGAAAGAACGUCACCAUGGCCUUUGGCCGCUGUCCCGUCCGCAGUAUCUUUGAAGAUGCCCUGGCCAUCCUCGUCAAGGAACAGAAGAAGGUGGCCUUCCUGUGCGGCAAGACCAUGUCCUUGGAAGAUGCGCCCCAGGCCUACAAGGACUUCGAGGCCCGGAAGGUCCUCAAGGUCGUCUUCAAAAUGCCGGGAGAGGCCACGGGAGAGAGCGUGGCGGAUAAAGUGUAG